Messenger RNA from Polypterus senegalus (gray bichir), 987 nucleotides. RefSeq names its product retinal homeobox gene 1 (gene rx1). Lineage: Eukaryota; Metazoa; Chordata; Cladistia; Polypteriformes; Polypteridae. Gene Ontology annotation, biological process: positive regulation of transcription by RNA polymerase II. Gene Ontology annotation, molecular function: RNA polymerase II cis-regulatory region sequence-specific DNA binding; DNA-binding transcription factor activity, RNA polymerase II-specific. The record is from RefSeq and is a predicted model, not a curated record. Bases 1 to 987 code for a protein of 328 amino acids. The transcript has 3 exons.
AUGCAUUUGUCACUGGAUACAAUUAGUAUGGUGGAUGACAGCUGCCUCUCACCAGGGAACUUUCAUGAGAUGGUGAAAGGUGGAGGUGCUGCCUCUGGGGGCCGUGUACACAGUAUUGAUGUCAUCCUUGGCUUCAGCAAGGACCAGGACCCUCUACUUAACUCUGCAGGAGCUGGCUCUCAUAAAGUUGUUGUUGAAAGUUUGGGAGAACCAGGAAAAACUAACCCAACCCAUUCAUUUGGUCAUCUGCACUCACUCAGAGACAGCCAGGAACAGGCUGCCUUCCAUGACUCUAGCCUGUUCUCUAACAAGUGUGACAGCGAUCUAACGGACCUAAGGAAGAAUGUUGAGAAUGACUCCAAAUCACCUGAUCUGCUAGAGGAUGAGCAGCCGAAAAAGAAACACAGGCGCAACCGAACCACCUUCACCACAUAUCAACUGCAUGAACUGGAACGUGCCUUUGAAAAAUCGCAUUACCCGGAUGUGUAUAGCCGUGAGGAACUUGCUAUGAAAGUCAAUCUCCCAGAAGUUCGUGUGCAGGUAUGGUUUCAGAAUCGGAGGGCCAAGUGGCGUCGGCAGGAAAAGAUGGAUGCCAGUACCAUGAAGCUUCAUGAUUCCCCUAUGCUGUCUUUCAACCGAACACCAAUGCCUGCCAAUGUGGGCCCCAUCACUAACUCUUUGCCCCUGGAUCCCUGGCUCACCACACCACUGUCAAGUGCCACUUCAGUGCACAGCAUACCUGGUUUCAUGGGGCCAGCUCAAGGGCUGCAGCCUGCCUAUCCCAGCCACUCCUUCCUGAACAGCCCUCCUGCUAUGGCACAAAGUAUGCAACCCAUGUCUGCUCCUCCACCCUAUCAGUGUCCAGCAACUUACACAGAAAAGUACCCACUGGAGGAUGUGGACCAGAGGAGCUCCAGUAUAGCCUCAUUGCGCCUGAAAGCCAAGGAACAUAUCCAGUCUAUGGACAAGACAUGGCAGCCCAUCUGA